Molecule: messenger RNA, 3674 nt
Organism: Nestor notabilis (Kea)
Lineage: Eukaryota; Metazoa; Chordata; Aves; Psittaciformes; Psittacidae
Gene: JAK1
Product: Janus kinase 1
Exons: 24
Coding region: 77-3535 (1152 amino acids)
Biological process (GO): cell surface receptor signaling pathway via JAK-STAT; intracellular signal transduction; tyrosine phosphorylation of STAT protein
Cellular component (GO): cytoskeleton; cytosol; membrane
Molecular function (GO): non-membrane spanning protein tyrosine kinase activity; ATP binding; cytokine receptor binding
Source: RefSeq, a predicted model, not a curated record
AGCCAAAGUCAAGUUGCCCUUGGAGAGCGUGAAGAUAAUCCGUUUCAGUUGCGUAGAGGAUCAGACAGUCACAUAAAUGCAGUAUCUAAACGUAAAAGAAGAUUGCAAAGCCAUGGCUUUCUGUGCAAAGAUGAGGAGCACAAAGAAGAGCGAAGUAAACCUGGAAGCUCAGCAUCAGGGUUUAGAAAUACUUUUCUACCUGCAAGAUAAAACUCCCAUUUCUUACACCAGUGGCGAGUUCACCUCGGAGGAGCUGUGCAUUGAAGCGGCCCAGAGGUGUUCUGUGUCUCCUCUGUGCCAUAAUCUCUUUGCACUGUAUGAUGAGAACAAAAGACUCUGGUAUGCACCAAACCAGGUCUUUAAGAUAGAUGAAAAAACAUCAUACCGCCUCCAUUAUCGAAUGAGAUACUACUUUACAAACUGGCAUGGGACAAGUGAAAAUGAACCCCCAGUGUGGAGGCAUUUCCCAAGGAAGGCAAAGAACUAUGAGAAGAAGCUGGGACCAGAAGGAACCCCUAUUCUUGAUGCAAACUCAUUAGAAUACAUCUUUGCCCAGGGCCAGUACGACUUGGUGAAAGGCCUGGCACCGAUCCGUGAUCCUAAAAAUGAUCAAGAGGUUCAUGAAAUUGAAAACGAAUGUCUGGGCAUGGCUGUCCUUGCCAUCUCUCACUAUGCCAUCAAGAAAAAUGUGAAGCUUCCAGAGCUUCCCAAAGAUAUGAGUUACAAGCAUUACAUUCCUGAAACUCUGAACAAGACUAUCAGACAGAGGAAUUUCUUAACCAGGAUUCGGAUAAAUAAUGUUUUCAAGCAUUUCCUUAAAGAGUUUAACAACAAAACCAUUUGCGACAGUAGCGUGACUUCACGGGAUCUGAAAGUGAAAUACCUGUCAACCAUGGAGACCUUGACCAAACAUUAUGGAGCAGAAAUUUUUGAGACUUCUUUUUUGCUGUUUUCAUCUGAGAAUGAAAUAAAGAGAUCAAAUUGUGGAGACAAUGAGGUGCUCCCACUGUAUGAAGUCAUCGUAACGGGAAACAAUGGAAUUCAGUGGAGGCUCAAGCCAAAUUCUGGACAGACAGAGAAAGAGAAGAAGAAGAAAACUGAUGUUAAAACCAGAAAGGAUGAAGAAAAACACAAAAUUCAAGACACGUGGAACAACUUCUCUUAUUUUCCUGAAAUCACUCACAUUGUCAUCAAGGAGUCUACAGUCAGCAUUAACAAGCAGGAUAACAAAAGGAUGGAAUUAAAGCUGUCCUCACAUGAUGAGGCCCUGUCAUUCGCGUCGUUGAUAGAUGGGUACUUCAGACUUACAGCAGAUGCUCACCAUUACCUCUGCACAGAUGUGGCUCCCCCACUGAUUGAGCACAACAUAAAAAACGGAUGCCACGGACCCAUUUGCACGGAAUACGCCAUCAACAAGCUGCGCCAGGAAGGGAACGAAGCAGGAAGUUAUGUGCUGAGGUGGAGCUGCACAAACUUUAACCACAUCCUCAUGACAGUGACUUGUUCUGAAGGCUCAGAGCAGAUGGUAAAUAGUUCAGUCCAGUACAAGAACUUCCAGAUUGAAGUGAAGAAAGGCGGGUACUUCCUACAUGGAUCCAGCAAAUCUUUCUCAUCCUUGAAAGAGCUGAUGGAUCACCUGAAGGGACAAAUACUUCGGACAGACAACAUAAGCUUUACACUGAAGAGGUGCUGCCAACCAAAACCAAGAGAAAUCUCCAACUUGCUGGUUGCAACCAAGAAGGCACAGGAAUGGCAGCCAUUCUAUCACCUGGGGCAGCUGAGUUUCCAUCGGAUCCUGAAGGAGAAAAUCAUGCAGGAUGAACAUCUUGGAAGAGGGACGAGAACACAGAUUUACUCAGGGAUCCUCAACUACAAAGAUGACGAGAAUGAAGGCUAUCAAAAUGAAAAAGAGAUUAAAGUGCUCCUCAAAGUCUUGGACCCCAGCCACAGGGACAUUUCUUUGGCUUUCUUUGAAACAGCAAGUAUGAUGAGGCAGGUGUCUCACAAGCACAUCGUCCUCCUCCACGGAGUCUGCGUCCGCAACGUUGAAAACAUCAUGGUUGAAGAGUUUGUUGAAUUUGGGCCUCUGGAUCUGUUUAUGCAUCGGAAAAGUGAAGUUCUGACAACUCCUUGGAAGUUCAACGUUGCCAAACAACUUGCAAGUGCACUGAGCUACUUGGAGGAUAAGGAUUUGGUACAUGGAAAUGUGUGUACUAAAAACAUCCUACUGGCAAGAGAGGGAAUUGACACUGAAUAUGGUCCUUUCAUAAAGCUGAGUGACCCGGGAAUACCAAUAACUGUGCUGAGCAGACAAGAAUGCGUUGAGCGAAUCCCCUGGAUUGCACCUGAAUGUGUUGAAGACUCCAAAAAUUUAAGUGUUGCAGCAGAUAAGUGGAGUUUUGGUACAACCCUGUGGGAAAUCUGCUAUAAUGGAGAGAUACCACUGAAAGACAAGACGUUAGCAGAGAAGGAGAGGUUCUAUGAGGGGCAUUUUAUGUUGGCAACACCAUCGUGCAAGGAGCUGGCUGACCUGAUGAAGCAGUGCAUGAACUACGACCCCCAUCAGAGACCCUUCUUCAGAGCGAUCAUGAGAGACAUCAACAAGCUGGAGGAACAAAAUCCUGAUAUCGUCUCGGAGAAGAAGCCCUUCACAGAGGUGGAUCCCACUGUCUUUGAGAAGCGAUUCUUGAAAAGAAUCCGUGAUUUGGGAGAGGGCCACUUUGGCAAGGUGGAACUCUGCAGAUACGACCCAGAAGGUGACAAUACAGGGGAGCAAGUGGCAGUUAAAUCCCUGAAGCCAGAGAGUGGAGGGAAUCACAUCGCUGAUCUCAAGAAGGAAAUAGAGAUCUUGAGGAAUCUUUAUCAUGAGAACAUUGUCAAAUACAAGGGAAUUUGCACAGAAGAUGGUGGAAGUGGAAUUAAACUGAUCAUGGAAUUUCUUCCUUCUGGGAGCCUGAAGGAGUAUCUGCCACGGAACAAGAACAAAAUCAAUCUCAAACAGCUUCUGCGAUACGCGGUUCAGAUCUGCAAGGGAAUGGACUAUCUGGGCUCCCGUCAGUACGUGCAUCGUGACUUGGCAGCACGGAACGUCCUUGUCGAAAGCGAGAACAGAGUGAAGAUCGGGGACUUUGGCCUCACCAAAGCAAUCGAGACAGACAAGGAGUACUACACAGUCAAAGAUGACCUCGACAGCCCUGUCUUUUGGUAUGCUCCAGAGUGCUUGCUUCAGAGCAAGUUCUACAUUGCCUCGGAUGUCUGGUCGUUUGGGGUGACACUGUACGAGCUGCUUACCUACUGUGACUCGGAGUCCAGCCCCAUGGCAGAGUUCCUGAAGAUGAUCGGCCCCACGCAGGGGCAGAUGACAGUGGCACGGCUGGUGCGUGUCUUGCAGGAGGAGAAGCGUUUGCCACGGCCACCGAGCUGCCCAGAGGAGGUGGACCAGCUGAUGAGGAAGUGCUGGAUCUUCAAGCAUGACGAACGAACGACCUUUCACAAUCUGAUUCAAGGAUUUGAAACAAUUAUGAGUAAAAUGUAAUUCAUUUUUUGUAUAUCCUGUCAGUACUUUCAAUGUGUGUCAAAAUAUAAAUGCCCAAAACCUUUCAUUGUUUUUUUUAAUACCUACUGUAAUUUGUACUCUGACUGUGCUAAUGUGUUUUAAAGGAUUCUUUUUCCAA